UCAAUAUGGCCGCCCAUACAAAAACUGAGGAGAACAGACGUGGACCUACGAAGAAAGUGUGCUAGGACGUUGUUCUAUCCUUAAUUAUGGACGAACCGAUGGAGGCUGAGGCGGAUUCAACACAGCCAGAUUUGAAUCCAGAGGAAAAAGAUGACCAGUCGAACAAAUCUCCACUUUUACGCCCUGGAAAUAUGGUGAUGAUGACCAUUACAACAGAGGAUUAUGAGUCACUUUACUGGCCGAAGCUGGAGGGGGCCAUCAACCAGCUGCUGACAAUGUCUCCAGGACAGUACAUGGCCAUCUCCUAUGAACAAAUGUACAGCUGUGUGUACAAGUGUGUAUGUAAACAGUUUUCUGACCGCCUAUACACUGACCUGAUGAACCAUAUGAUACGGCACCUCAAAAACCUCAACCAGCAACUAGAAUCUAGUAUGCAUGUAGAAAACUCCAAGUCUUUCUUAGAGAAGUUUUCCUUCCUGGUAAAUCAGUAUAUCUUAGCGCUUGGAGGUAUUGUACCAAUCUUUAAUUAUAUGAAUCGUUUUUAUGUUGAAACCAAAUUAAAGACGGAUCUUAAUGAAGAACUGAAGAAGCUUUUUAAACUACAUAUAUUAGACCUUCAUAUAAGUGUUUUAUUAACAUUAUUAGAAGAAGCAAAUGCAAAACCUUUCACGAUUUCCCCGCCAGUGAUGGCCAACACCAUCAAAAACAUUCACUCCAUAAAUCCAGAAUAUGCCAAGAUGAAACCCGAAUUGUUUGCUAAGUUCAUUCCAAGUAUACUUCCCCAGACCUCUGUGACGGACCUUGACCGCUACAUCGAGGAGGCACAACAGAUACAAAGAGACUUAAAAGUCCUUCCCGACUUUGACAGCUGUCCUUCACGAAAUAAACGUACAAAUGAAGAUGAUGGUAGAUUUGCCAAAUAGUGUGAAGUGAGGAAUGAAAAGCACUUGUGAUAUGAUUGAGAGAGGUGAUAACUGCUUGCUGCAACAAGGAAGUGGCUGACAGAUUACUUGUGCGAAAAUGGAGUGAAAGUCUGAGAAGAGGGUUGAUAGAAUUGGGUUGAUAUCUGGGCGGUACAGAUGGUUGUGAUAGGCUUAGAUGAGUAGAUGUCUGAGGGUACCGGUAUUUGUGAGAGUAAUGCUUGUUGGGGCACCAACCUGCUGCGUCAGGGGCUGAGAUCAUGGAGUGAUGUGGGACGGACAGCUGCAGGUUGAUUUCAUUUAUCAGUAAUUAAACAAUUCUGUGUAGUUAAGUCUUCAAAUUGUUCUGCUUGAGAUCUCUACACCAGUAAAUCAAUGAGGAUUGGAAAUAUCGCAAGAUUUCAUUUAUUGGAUAUUUUUUUUCUCAAUAUGUAAUUUUUUGGUUUGGUCUACAGUAAAAAGAUGUAAAUAUUGUCAUGUAAUUUUUCCCUACUUUGAGAAGCAUGUAUUGGAAUUGCAAAACAACUUUUGCUUGUAAUUUUGAAAUUUGAUUUUUUUAAAUUUUAAAAUGGAAUUAAAAUUACACAAAGCGAAAACUUUUAUAAUAUUUUAACUGAAAACCCUGUCCUCACAUUAUCUGACCUUUAUUACGAUGUAAUGUAGCACCAAGUGUAGAUUUGUGUACCUUUGCUGCUUUUUAGAUUUGUUUGUGUAUAUAAUUGACAAAAUUGUCUUGUUUUUACAGUUCUUAUUUUAAAUUGAAGACUAAUUUGAAAUAAAAUGUAUUCAGAAAUCCUUAAUAGUAAGGGUAACAGUUGUGUGGAAGACAGUAAGAUUAACACAGGGGCAUUACAGACAAGCAUCACACAGGGUACAAUGUAUAUUAUUGAAGUUUGAUCAGUGAUAUCAUACCUUACGAAUGUGUAUUGAAAGAGAUCAGACUGAAACUAUUGGAUAAGUCAAUAUAUGUACAUGUAUUACGCAAUAUUUAAAGGAUUUUGUAUGCUUCCUUGUGGGUUAAAAACACAUGUUACCUGUCCGUGCACAAUCAAUGGAAUUAUUUAAAGAUUCAAUGAAAGCAAAUCCUUUUCUUUACAUGUAUUCCUUUUCAAUAGUUUGUUUUUGUUAGAACACUGGGUUUUUCACUGAAAAUUGAAUAAGAAUUAUGAACGUGGAUUUUAAAUGAUAAACUUAUAGGGUACUUAUUUUAGCAGACACAAAUUUCAGAGUAUUAUCAAAUUUUGACAGAUUCGUGCAUUGAUGAAUUGGCACACUUGUAAUGUAUGCAAUCGAAAACUAAAUAGAGAAUUUUCAAUCAGCCCCCCCAAAAAUUUGUGCAAUGUUUAAAAUGCAAAAAGUGCAUAAUUAUAGUACUGCUAAAGUUUGUAUUACGUUAACAGUACCCUGGAGAUAUCCCAGUGAAUAUUUAUGUUGUCAUGACCACACAUCAAGGAAAUGUUAAAAUCGUGUUUGUAUUACAAGGAGUCGGUCUGAGUCGAGAAAAGAUGCAGUAAAACCCUUAAAUGGAGCCCAGUGGGAGUGUGUUUGUAACCUGCUUGAUAUAUAAAUGGUCCAGUUGAUCUUCAUUUGUGUAUCAAUGAUAUGGUUGAAUGUCAUUGUCUUGAUCAAGUGUGAAAUUGUUUGUUUCGAGAUUAAGAAAUAAUAUUUCAUAGGCAAUUGUAAUAAAUGUAAUAUUUUUUUCCAUUUUACAUACAUAAGAAAAAUAUUUCUUACAGAUCUAUUAUUAGUCUAACAUAAUUUGCUAUCCCAUAGCCAUCAUAUGAGAGUUUGAACAUAGUACCCAAUUCAUCUUUUUCAAUUUACUACCUACAGAUGCAUCCAAAGAAAACAUAACAUUUAAUUUAUUUAUUUUUACAAUUUUGGUUCAACAUUAUUUCACCCAUACAUACUGUAUAUAGCAGUAGUAUGCUGCUCUCAAAUAUUUCAUUAAUCUCAUAUAUUGGAAAUAAUAAUUUUCAUAAGUGUGAAGUAUUUACUUUCCCUAAUGUGAUACAAAGUGAGGUAAGAAAUCUGGAAAUUCACUGGAAAUUUUGUUCACGCUCUUAAAAAGUAAAAAACCAAAUGAAGAGGGAUGAUAUUGAUCUUAUGAAUGCUUCAAAUAAACAAUCCCUACAUUACAAAAAUGAAAACUAGUGGUUUGCUUUAUUUUGUUGUUUAUCAGCUAUAACCUUUUAGAUUUAUGCAUUUUAUUUUUUUUGCUUUUUAUAUAAAAACUGAAAGAAAUAGAGAGAAUCCGUAGAUGUUAUUGAAGUGGUACAUCAUUAAUCGAUGUCUGGGCUACUGGAAAUGUUUUUUGGGCCUCAAUAAUUUGUAAUCUGGAUCUCAUUUAUCUGUUAUCAGGUUCCCAGUAAUCAAAUAAUUUGUGUCUCAUUUACCUAAAAUUCAGGAUCACAAUUUUAAAGACUAUGCCUCAAAAUUCAGAAAGUCUGAAUGUCAAUAACCUGGUAAUGUAAUGCUGAAACUUAAAAACUAUUGAAUAGUACUGAAUCAUAUUAAAAAGACUAUAAACAAGAUCAGGUACAACAUUUCAAAGCUGGCUAUUGAUUUGUGUUGACAAAUCUACCUGCAGCUGUUUCUUGGGCAAAAAAUAUGUUCAAUCUAUAUUAAGAAUAUGUCAAUUUAUAUUAAAAAAUGAAGUAGAUUUUUCUGACCAUUCUCCUUUCAAAAUUGUGUUCCAAUAUAGCACAGGUCUGUUUUAUGGUGUGAAAUUAGCAUUCUGUUUUGAACUUUUUAAAAUUACAACUGCUGUUUUAUUAUUUGUUUUCAUUCAUUACUUCUCAAAUUUGUUCUCUUUGUUUUAUCAACAACUAAAAAAGAAGAUCUAGAUAUUACAACAUUGCCUUAUAAAUUCCCCUUAUAAAACAUCAAUAACAUUAUCAUUCAACCCAAAAGGUGUAAAAGAAAUACUGUUUUAUUGUGUUCAUUUUAAAAGUGUCUAAAUAUUAUGCAUAAUUGUUUUUGAAUAUUUGUAUUUGUAAACAUGAC
This is a messenger RNA of Mizuhopecten yessoensis (Yesso scallop), 3926 nucleotides long. Its product is annotated as CDK2-associated and cullin domain-containing protein 1-like. The coding region runs from base 87 to 923 and encodes 278 amino acids. The transcript has 9 exons. The record is from RefSeq and is a predicted model, not a curated record. Gene Ontology annotation, molecular function: ubiquitin protein ligase binding. Gene Ontology annotation, biological process: ubiquitin-dependent protein catabolic process. NCBI's taxonomy places the organism in Eukaryota, Metazoa, Mollusca, Bivalvia, Pectinida, Pectinidae.